AUGGCAAGUAAAAAAUCUAUUAAAAAUGUAGGACGAUCUAUAGAAAAAUCAAAGAAAACCAUUUCAGAAGAAAAUAUAAAACCAAUAAAAUUUCCUAAAAUUUUAGUUCCAGUUGAGGAAAGGAUACGUUUACCUAAUCUUUCUUUAGAACAAAUUAAAAAUAUUGAAAAAUUUAAUGUUCCAAAAGCUGAUUCUUAUUUCAGAACAGAAUAUCUUACUAAAGAACCUCGUCUUGUUCAAGCUUUGGAUAAUAUACAAGCUUACUUAAGUCAACGUAAAAAAUUAUUGACAUAUUAA
Messenger RNA from Strongyloides ratti, 297 nucleotides. RefSeq lists its product as hypothetical. Bases 1 to 297 code for a protein of 98 amino acids. The transcript has a single exon. The record is from RefSeq and is a predicted model, not a curated record. Lineage: Eukaryota; Metazoa; Nematoda; Chromadorea; Rhabditida; Strongyloididae.